Mytilus trossulus (common blue mussel) is the source of this 1052-nucleotide messenger RNA. RefSeq lists its product as uncharacterized. The coding region runs from base 226 to 552 and encodes 108 amino acids. The record is from RefSeq and is a predicted model, not a curated record. The transcript is spliced from 3 exons. NCBI's taxonomy places the organism in Eukaryota, Metazoa, Mollusca, Bivalvia, Mytilida, Mytilidae.
AAUGUAGCGUGUCGUGUACAGACAAUAGUAUUCAUACAAGACAGCAAUACCAUUAAUUACAGGCGACUUUAAUGCAUUGUUAUACAUCAUUUGCAUAAACGGAGUGUCACGGCUUUAAAACCACUUGUUGAGGACCAAGUAUCAUCAGACUUGUAGCUUGCCUCCUAACAACAAGUAGGACAUAUUAACUGGAAAGUUUCCGUAGAUUCUCUGAUCACAGACACAAUGAAGUCCGUAUUUAUAAUUGCCUUAGUGUUGUGUGUGAUGGUAGCUCAUGUCCGAUCACAGGCCCCUGGAGCCAAUGCCAAGGCGAUGAACGAACAAAGAGCAAGGUUAGCUUUAUUAGCCAAAGCUCAGAUGGCACAACGCCAAAGUGGAGGAAUGAACAGUAUGUUUCCCAUGGCAAUGAUGAUGGGCGGGAACGAUAAUGUUCUGCCAAUGAUGAUGAUGUCACAAAUGAUGGGAGGAGGAGGAGGAGGUGGCAUGCGACAAGGCCUUCCUUUUAAUAAUAUGGCCAAUAUGUUUUUAUUUAGCGAAAUGGGAAUGUUCUAAAUAUAUUUGAAAUACUAAUAUAGAACUUUAAAUAAGUUAAGGAGGGGAUCUACAAUUAAAUUUUGUAAUAUGCGAAUUUCUUUUUAAAAGGGUAUAAGAUAAAAGAAGAAAAUGUUGCACGUUUUGAAAACCGGAUAAUAAUAUUACCAAUGAAAUAUUCACCUAGUGAAUGUAUUAAUUUACUUGUCAGUAUUAACAGAAUAGGACAAUUCAAUAAAUCUUAUAGAAUGUGCAAUACUUUAAACUGACACAUUCAAGUUAUCACACAGCUCAUAGGAUAGAUAGAUGUACUUGUCUGUACAGGCAUUGGUGAAAUAUAGUCAAGAAGCUGAAUAAUGUCGUUACACGUUGUUUUAUUGUACAUAUAUGUAUAUAUCUAUGUUGAUUUGUUCAAAAGUUGCUGCUAAUAUUUUAUGCUGUGUAUAUUCGCUAACAUUAACCGCAAAUUCAUGUUUAUACGCACAUUUCUGUACAAAAUAAACUCAGAUUUUCUCAUUCAA